AUGGAAAUUACUAUGAGUCAAUCACAGUAUUAUAUAUUAAUAUUUGAUGGUGCGACGACAUCCCCAGUUAUUAUUAAAAAAUUUUUCACUGCUGUCUCGGUUUGUCGGAAACGUAUUAAUAACGAUAUUAAAAUUUCCACUAUUGAACCUAUGGAAAAUAGUAAUUUUUCAAAUUCUCGUUGUUCGCUACCAAUUCUUAACAAGCCACAACUUAAAAAUAAUGGUACUCGUUCAAAGAUCGUAACAAAGAAUAAUGACAAAGCACAGCAACAAAACAACAAUUGCACUUGUAGUGAUGGUACGAGGAAGCGCGUAAAAUCAAAUAAUAACAAUCGUUGUGCUACCUUUUUCUCACAAUUAUCUUCCUCAUCAGUUUCUUCGACUGAUGGUGAUUCUUCCGCCGAAAGUUCGGCAAACUUUUCCAGCAUCAACGUAUGUGAUACGAACGUUGUUGAAUCACAUGAUCAAUUUGAUCCCACGGCUGCGCCAAAAAAACGAAAUUCCUUGGAUGAACGUACCAUUAAUAAUAUAAGGCGUUCAUGGUCUCAUAUUGAAGUACGACACUUCAAAGGAUUGUUCAAGAGGAAUCGCGAUAAUGAUGUUAAACGAAGGAACUCUUAUGCUCAUACCACUUCAACGAGGGCUAAUCAACAAAUCGCCUCGGAAUCCGAAUUUAAAGUGUUGAAUCUUGUUCACAAUGUUGACAAUGCUUCAAAUGAUGCUGAUGAAAAUUCAACUAGUUCAGAUGAGGUUGAUCAUUCACCACCGAAAAAAUUGCCUGUUGACUUGUAUGCUUUACAAGCUAACAUGGAGAAAGAAACUGAUGCUGUCACAAGGGCGCGUCAAAUGAGGAAAUUUAUCAUUAGUGAGAUUUAUUCGACCGAACAGAGUUACCUGGCUCAUAUGAGGACCCUCAAAAAGAUCUUCAUGGAUCCUUGCAUUCAAGCAUCGUUGACACCUCAUCCACUUAUGAUUAAAGAUGACGUAGAAAUCAUUUUUGCUCAUAUAGAUGAAUUGAUAAAUCUUUCCGAUACCAUUGUAGAAUCUUUUGAGAUUUCAAUGGACCCAUGGGAAGAUUAUGAUUCGAAGAUGGGUCAAGUGUUUCUGAAAUAUGGAAAUAAGUUUGAGGUUUUCGAAAAAUACGCUGAAAAUAUUCAGAGAAGUCGUCAAUUACUUGCUAAAAAAGUCAAUCAAAGCGUAUUAUAUCGCAAAUUCGUUUCGUCUCAACGAAAAAAGGAAAACAUUAAACUUAAUCUUAAUGAUUAUAUGAUAAUGCCCAUACAGCGCAUUACCAGAUAUUCUUUGUUGCUUAAAGAAUUGAAGAAACAUACAUUAGAAUCGCAUACCGAUUAUAAAGACAUGUGUGAAGCUUUAGAUAGCAUGUUAUCUUUAGCUUCUAGAUGCAACAACAACAUCCAAUAA
Funneliformis caledonium is the source of this 1422-nucleotide messenger RNA. The record is from the annotation of a GenBank genome assembly. Lineage: Eukaryota; Fungi; Glomeromycota; Glomeromycetes; Glomerales; Glomeraceae.